This is a messenger RNA of Macadamia integrifolia, 733 nucleotides long. RefSeq names its product zinc-finger homeodomain protein 8-like. Gene Ontology annotation, biological process: regulation of DNA-templated transcription; regulation of developmental process. Bases 30 to 590 code for a protein of 186 amino acids. The record is from RefSeq and is a predicted model, not a curated record. Gene Ontology annotation, molecular function: transcription cis-regulatory region binding; DNA-binding transcription factor activity. NCBI's taxonomy places the organism in Eukaryota, Viridiplantae, Streptophyta, Magnoliopsida, Proteales, Proteaceae. The transcript has a single exon. Gene Ontology annotation, cellular component: nucleus.
GUUUCGGACGUUUGCAGACUAAGAUAAGAAUGGAGGGAGACAACCCAAACGAAUUCUACAAGGAUUGUAUGAAAAACCAUGCUGCAAGCCUAGGCAGCUACGCUACCGAUGGAUGUGGAGAAUUCACACCCGACGGUGACAGCCCUGGUGGCCUACAAUGCGAAGCCUGCGGCUGUCACCGGAACUUCCACCGCAAAGUCAGGGUCUUAGCCGACACUGGUAGAGCCGGUUACAGUUGUAACCGUGAAGGGGACGACACUGACAUGGUGGAGCUGAUCGAGUACAGUGGCGGUGGGGGCCAUACGCAGGUUAUGACUCCGGUGGAGUUGAAGGAGCUAGAAAGAAACGCGAAGAAGCGUGCUAGGACGAAGUUCACGGCUGAGCAGAAGGAGAAGAUGCUUGGUUUUGCAGAGAAGCUUGGGUGGAGGAUUCAGAAAGAUCAAGAUGCUGAGAUCGAUCGCUUCUGCAAAAUGAAUGGUGUGAGUCGACAGGUCUUCAAGGUUUGGAUGCAUAACCACAAGAACUCUUCAUCGUCUUCAUCAGCUUCCACGGCCACCACCGGCAAAGCCUCAUCCUCUCUUACUCAGUAGGAAGAGAGAGACUGAGAGAAUGAGAUUUUUCAAUUUUUAUUUUCAGUAGAGUAGUAUUUUUCAAUUUUUUUAAAAAAUAAUUUUAAGUCAAAAAAAUAUUUCUUUUUAGUAAUUUUGAGUGGUGAAGAUUUGAUUUGAGACCA